AGUCGGGCACUGCACGUGGCUGCGACGGGUGCGGUGCUCCGGGCCGCUCUGACGGCGACGGCACGUGCAGGGGCAGAGGUGCGGAGGGAGGGCUGAGGAAAGGUGUGAGGGAGAGAGAGAGUGUAGUUAAGUUCGGACAGCAGCGGACGGUUUGCCAGGUAUGUAGUUGGAUUUCUUCUGUGGACCGCUUCCGUAAUCUGGUGUCCGGUGUGACAACAACGGUAUUGCACUUACGGCACCAGUCGGGGUGCCGUUUGGAUUGGAGAAACAAGCCAAGUGGCGUGCGCAAGACCAUCUUCGAGAAGCGUGUUUCACGUUUGAUACCAUAUCCUGCCUGCACGUCUUUCUUGGAGACUUCUUUUCUACGACGGGUUGAAUAAAUAAUCCGUUUGAGCUGAGAGCACUUGUCUCAUUCGUUGUUAGUUGGGCGGCACAGCCAUCGAGAGCCAGCAAAGUUUUCAGUAUGACCAGCUCCUGUGGAAGAUCCUGCGGUCUACUGCCGCUGCCGCUGGGACUUCAACUACUUCUGGUGCUGUUUCUCUGCCUGGUGCCCUCUGUAGCUCCCGCCGGCACGUCACUACUCUCUGGCGUGCAAUGUUCCACCUGUAACACACUCGGACCAGUAGCCGUGGCUCUGGUCCGUAUGACGCAUUCUGUGGCGAUUCUGCGUGGCCAGGCGCUCUCUGCCUGUCGGUUGUUACCAGUCACAGAGACGGUGUGCCGCGGCUUCAUCGACAACUGGGCGGAGAGUGUGGAAUACAUCCUGCUGCACACGAAGCUGACUCCUGCCCAGAUGUGUCGCAUCUUCCUGCCGUCCUGUCCAGCAGAGAAGGGUCUGAAGCUGGAUGUGACGCUUGACCUGCCGCGGCCGCCGCCGGCCAGCCGCGCUAAGCGACGUGACGCCCAUUAUCCGCCUCCGUCCACGCCCGGUCUGAAGGUACUGCACCUGGCCGAUAUCCAUCUGGACGUUCACUACAAGGAGGGAGCCGAUAACGGCUGUGACGACCCGCUCUGCUGCCGAGCCGAGAAUGGGUUUCCGAAGGAGCGCUCUCGCCAGGCCGCCCACUGGGGAGAAUAUCGCUGUGAUGCUCCGCCCCGCCUCCUGCACUCCCUGAUAGAUCACGUCGCCCGCAAACAUAAGGAUGAGCUCUCAUACGUUUUAUGGACUGGCGACACGGCUCCCCACGACAGCUGGAAGACCACCAGAAAGGACGUGCUCGAUCUCACGGCCCGUGUGACGUCAUUGUUACGUCAUAAACUGGCCGGCGUGCCCGUCUACCCGGUGAUCGGCAACCACGACAGUGCGCCCACGAAUUAUUUCCCGCCGUCCGAGGUUCGUAAAGGCAACUUCAGCGUGUCCUGGCUGUACCACGACUAUGCCAAGAUGUGGAAACACUGGCUUCCCGCUGAUGCACUGGCCACGCUACGCAAGGCAGGCUUCUACUCUGUCCUCGUUCGUCCCGGCUUCAGAAUCAUCGUGCUGAAUACGAACGUGGCCUACCGCUUCAACUUAUGGGUGCUGUUGACGGCCACCUCGGACCCGCACCACCAGCUCAAGUGGCUGGCCGGUGAACUACGUGCGGCACGUGCCGCCGGCGAGCGGUGCCACGUGGUGGGGCACGUGUCGCCGGCCGACCCGGACAUCCUGCCCGGCUGGAGCCACCUCUACCACUCCGUCAUACGCAGUUACCAGGACGUGGUGACGGCCCAGUUUUUCUCUCACACCCAUCUGAACGAGAUCCAGCUCUACAAGGACGACCGGGAUCGGCCAUUCUCCGUGUCGUACGUGGCGCCCUCUCUGACACCGUGGCAGAACGUGAACCCCGGCUACCGGAUCUACACGAUAGAUGGCGACAGGGGAAACCGCUCCUCAUGGGAGGUGAUAGACUACGAGCGCUGGGUGGCUGACCUGGCCGAGGCCAACGAGCGUCCCGAGAAGGGACCGCGCUGGCACCUCCAGAUGUCGGCCGCCGCCCGGUACCGCCUAAAGAACCUCUCACCCAGACGGUGGAGCCGCAUGGUGAAAAAGAUGCUCGUCUAUGGACGGAAAUUCGACAAAUAUUACAGUGACCUGAGCGGCGCGGCCUCGGUGGUGGGUCCGUGCGACAUCGAGUGCCGGAUACGGACCGUAUGUGGUGUGGUGAGUUCGGACGGCACCAACUCUCACCACUGUCGGCUGGUGAGACUGCUCUACCAGAUGGGCACCGCCGCAGGACUCAGCUGAGUGCACCGCGGCACCAGGGGUGGUGCCCUGUUCACCAGCGCAUGUGCACACAUGGAACUAACUGACCGUGUCGCCAUGACAACGGCGAUCCGGUCAGUCGACCAAACGAGACCUACAAACUGACACUGACUUGGCUGUCUUCCAUCGAUCGUAAAUAAGAAAUGUUAGCUUCGAGACUCGUAUGAAAGAGACUCGUUUGUUUUACAUAUUUCACUUUUCAUUCGUAACACACCUUGUUCAACCAUUUCGUUCCGAGUCACCCCACGGAUAAUCCGUGUGCGCGGCUAUGCGUAUGUAGGUACUGCGUUUCGUCCCUCAUGCCUCCGCCUGGUGACCCGGCCUCGGAGCCGAGGCGCGGCCGCAGUACAGGUGGUUCUUCCCACGCGCAGACGGACCACGCACGCACCAAUAUCACGUGAUGUGAGUGAUUUUCCAAUUGGAGAGUGACUGAUGGUCAUCUGCCUUGGAGCUGUGGGGUCGAGAGAUGUUUCCUGAUGUGUUUUCAGUUGGUAUUUAUUGGUAACUUUUAGGCGUUUGAUGUGGGAGCUCUACAUAAUAUCUUGCAUAUUUAUAAUUAGCAUAGUUAAUAACGUGAAAUGAUGUGAAAACAAAGCAGGUAAGCGAUGCUCGUAUGAAAGUAACCGAAGCAUUGUAAGUCAAUAGAAGGCUGGAAACUGCCGAUUUGCUUGGAUAAAUCGCGUUUCAUCUUAUUGCGAUACAUUUUUUUCUAUAAUAUGUAGCUUUUAGCUAAAGAAACCGCAAGUUUGGUCAUACGGUAUUCACAUUUUAAUGGAUUGUAAGUGCUCCUUUUCCGGAAUAUUAUAUUCCCAUCGUGUCGAGUGUAAGUAUCAGCUACUGCCGAGCCCAGUCCUGCUGCCUCGUGAGAGCGUUCCCGUGCAGGUCAGGUGUGUUGCUAGAGCCGGUCCCACCGUGCACAAAAGGGGAACACCCCGGCAGGACGGUGGCACCGGCAACGCUCCCUGGCUGCUCGGUAUGAGAACGGAGGGUCUGGCAGUCCCUGGGACCACAGCGACUGCCGUUUGCGCCUUGUUCAACCGCUAAAAACGAUAUUUCGGAGAGUGAAACAGUUUGUGGUUCAAUGUCAACGCAUUGAUAGAUCUAGAAAUGUGACAAUGGCUGUUUGACGUGCGAAGGAAUUAAACACUGACAUAGUGACGUGAUGUACCUCCCGGAUGCAGCGAUGGGAAAGUAGCAUGCCGUCCGAUACCGAUUCUGUCUUCCCGUCAUCAGUCACGUCAUCGUCACCUGUAAGAUAGCAUAGUUCUAAGCAUUUCGACCGCCUUUAUUGGCCCGGAAAUAGCACAGCCCGCCCAACACUGUGCAGGUUUGCGAACUCUAGUAAUGGGUCGUAUCGAUCCUCUAUUCUUGCUCGUUUAGGUGUUUUUUACACACUUUUUGUCAGUGCAUAUUGGGUGCAUAAUAUUAUCAAAUACACGCGAUCGCCAUACUA
Amphibalanus amphitrite is the source of this 3695-nucleotide messenger RNA. RefSeq names its product sphingomyelin phosphodiesterase-like. The transcript has 12 exons. Gene Ontology annotation, biological process: sphingomyelin catabolic process. Bases 464 to 2224 code for a protein of 586 amino acids. Gene Ontology annotation, molecular function: sphingomyelin phosphodiesterase activity. The record is from RefSeq and is a predicted model, not a curated record. NCBI's taxonomy places the organism in Eukaryota, Metazoa, Arthropoda, Thecostraca, Balanomorpha, Balanidae.